CAAAAACUCCCAAGAGUCCACUCUCACUCUCUCUAAAAACCCUUCGUCUGGUAAAUUUCUCUCCUAGGCCACUGGCUGCCGUUAGGGUUUCUGAUCAUCUCCUCGUCUCCUUUUGCUUGGAAAUCUUCAGCUGUGUGUAAACAGUGGUUUUGCAACAGUUAGGUUUUACUUGGAAAUCUUCAGCAGUUUGUGUUCUACCAGUGGUUCUCCGACAGUGCAGUCUAGGAUUCGCCAAUGGAUUCCCACGAGGGAAAUGGUGUAGGAAACGGUGCGGGAAAUGGCAUAGGAAACGGUGCAGGAAACGGUGCAUCAGAGUCUUUGCCACCCCCCCCUCCUGUUCCACCGAAUGUUGAGCCGGAGCAGGUUCUUGAACCUGCUAAGAAAAAGGUGGUGCGCGUCCCGAUAGCGAGACGUGGUUUGGGAUCAAAGGGGAAUAAAAUUCCUAUACUGACAAAUCACUUUAAAGUAAAUGUCACAAACGUUAAUGGUGACUUCUUCCAUUACAGUGUUGCACUUUUUUAUGAAGAUGGGCGCCCGGUCGACGGAAAGGGAAUUGGUAGGAAGGUCCUCGACAGAGUUCAUGACACUUACGACACAGAGCUUGCUGGGAAAGACUUCGCGUACGAUGGGGAGAAAAGUUUGUUCACCCUGGGUCCUCUUCCUAGAAACAAGCUCGAAUUUACAGUUGUGCUUGAGGAUGUCGUGUCCAACAGGAACAAUGGUAAUAAAAGCCCUGGAAGCCCCAACGAUGACCGGAAAAGGCAACGGAGACCGUACAAUUCCAAGACGUUCAAGGUGGAGAUCAGCUUUGCAGCGAAAAUCCCGAUGCAGUCAAUUGCGAAUGCUCUUCGGGGUCAAGAAUCUGAGAACUCUCAAGAAGCCCUGAGAGUUCUGGACAUAAUUUUGAGACAGCAUGCAUCAAAGCAGGGCUGCCUCCUUGUUCGCCAGUCAUUUUUUCACAAUGACCCAAAGAAUUUCGUAGAUGUUGGAGGUGGCGUUCUGGGCUGCAGGGGCUUCCACUCUAGUUUCCGGACUACACAGGGUGGAUUGUCUCUAAACAUAGACGUUUCUACGACCAUGAUAAUUCAGCCUGGGCCGGUUGUGGAUUUCCUUAUAUCAAACCAGAAUGUGAAGGACCCCUUCCAAAUUGAUUGGGCAAAGGCAAAACGCACCCUGAAGAAUUUGAGGGUAAAGACCAAUCCUGCCAAUACAGAAUACAAGAUAUCUGGACUGAGUGAAAAGCCUUGCAAAGAGCAGAUGUUUUCAUUGAAGAAGGGAAAGGAUGAGGAUGGUGAAAUUCAAACUGUCGAAGUGACUGUGUACGAUUACUUCGUUAACCAUCGCAAUAUAGAGCUGCGUUAUUCUGGUGAUCUACCGUGCAUUAAUGUUGGGAAGCCAAAGCGCCCAACUUACUUUCCUCUCGAGUUAUGCUCGUUAGUAUCCUUGCAACGCUAUACGAAAUCACUGUCAACUUUUCAAAGAUCUUCUCUAGUGGAGAAGUCAAGACAGAAGCCCCAAGAAAGGAUGAGGGUUUUGACUGAUGCUCUUAAAGUCAACAAUUAUGAUGCAGAGCCGAUGCUGCGUUCUUGUGGCAUUUCAAUCAAUAACAACUUCACCCAAGUUGAAGGCCGUGUACUCCCAGCCCCAAAGUUGAAAGCGGGAAAUGGUGAAGACUUCUUUGCACGAAAUGGCCGGUGGAAUUUUAAUAACAAGAAACUGGUGAACCCUACAAAGAUCGAGCGCUGGGCAAUUGUUAACUUUUCAGCUCGCUGUGACUUACGUGGCCUUGUUAGAGACUUAACCAGAACAGGAGAAAUGAAGGGAAUUCAUAUCGAAGCUCCUUUUGAUGUAUUUGAAGAGAGCCCACAGAAUAGACGAGCUCCUCCUCCUGUUAGAGUGGACAAGAUGUUUGAAGAAGUCCAAUCCAAACUUCCAGGGGCGCCUCAAUUUCUCCUCUGCGUGCUGCCGGAGAGAAAGAAUUGUGAUCUUUAUGGUCCAUGGAAGAAAAGGAACCUUGCUGACUUUGGGAUCGUUACUCAAUGCAUGGCGCCAACAAGAAUAAAUGAUCAAUAUCUUACUAAUCUUCUCCUUAAGAUCAAUGCAAAGCUUGGUGGACUGAAUUCUAUGUUAGCUGUUGAACAUUCUCCCUCGAUUCCCUUGGUAUCUAAGGUCCCUACCAUAAUUAUCGGGAUGGAUGUCUCUCAUGGCUCUCCAGGACAAUCUGAUGUACCAUCAAUUGCUGCGGUUGUUAGCUCCAGGCACUGGCCUCUUAUAUCACGAUAUAGGGCGUCAGUCCGUACACAGUCUCCCAAGGUUGAAAUGAUAGACUCACUGUACAAGCGUGUUUCUGACAAGGAGGAUGAUGGCAUAAUGAGGGAGCUCUUGCUAGAUUUUUAUGUGACUUCAGGGAAAAGGAAGCCUGACCAGAUUAUCAUAUUUAGGGAUGGCGUUAGUGAAUCUCAGUUCAACCAAGUUCUCAAUAUCGAACUCGAUCAAAUUAUUGAGGCCUGCAAGUUCCUGGAUGAGAACUGGACGCCAAAGUUCGUUGUCAUUGUGGCCCAGAAAAAUCAUCAUACAAAGUUUUUUCAGCCUGGAUCUCCAGAUAAUGUGCCCCCAGGGACGGUGAUAGACAACAAAAUAUGUCAUGCACGGAACAAUGAUUUUUACAUGUGUGCACAUGCUGGGAUGAUUGGUACGACAAGACCAACGCACUACCAUGUGCUGUUGGAUGAGGUUGGUUUUUCAGCUGAUGACCUCCAGGAACUCGUGCAUUCCCUGUCGUAUGUGUAUCAAAGGAGUACAACAGCGAUAUCAGUUGUUGCUCCCAUCUGCUACGCUCACUUGGCGGCAACUCAGGUAGGGCAGUUUAUGAAAUUCGAAGACUUGUCUGAGACAUCCUCGAGCCACGGGGGAUUGACAUCUGCAGGGCCUGUUCCGGUCCCUCAGUUGCCGAAGUUGCAGGAAGCUGUCUGCAACUCUAUGUUCUUCUGUUAAUGUUUGAAAUCCCUGAACUUUACCCCUUUUGCUGAACGACUGUCCUAGGCACUGGGUUUGUAUAUAUCUAUCUGGUUUUGUGGUGACCUUCAUCGGUGGAAGGCUCGGGCUUAAGUAGCUAAGUUGGAUACCAAGUAGUUUCUAAGUCUUAUUAGGUGCUUCCCAAACUAUACUCUUUUGAAAACUUGUCGGUUUGGUUUAUGCUCAGGCUAGCCCUGUUUUGCUGAUUUAUGUACGGCUAGGUUAUGCUCAGGCUUGCCCUGUUUUGCUGACUUAUAUAUGGCUAGAUUAUGGAGUUUCAA
Rhododendron vialii is the source of this 3296-nucleotide messenger RNA. Its product is annotated as protein argonaute 4-like. Bases 235 to 2994 code for a protein of 919 amino acids. Gene Ontology annotation, molecular function: RNA binding; protein binding. The record is from RefSeq and is a predicted model, not a curated record. The transcript has 25 exons. Lineage: Eukaryota; Viridiplantae; Streptophyta; Magnoliopsida; Ericales; Ericaceae. Gene Ontology annotation, cellular component: cytoplasm. Gene Ontology annotation, biological process: regulatory ncRNA-mediated post-transcriptional gene silencing.